Molecule: messenger RNA, 576 nt
Organism: Miscanthus lutarioriparius
Lineage: Eukaryota; Viridiplantae; Streptophyta; Magnoliopsida; Poales; Poaceae
Source: the annotation of a GenBank genome assembly
AUGAACCAAGCUCAGGUGUUCUUCUUCGGCAUGGCGUACGGGCAGUACCUGGCUGGUGGCGUGGGCGCACCCCCCGGCGGCGGAGGCGAGGACCCGAACCGUCCGUGGCGCCCUACGUCGUCGCACGAGGCGGACGCCGUCCCGGCGGGGCAGCAGCACAAGAAGAAGGCGGCGGUCUGCAACCGCAGCAGGAACGAGUCCGGGGACGGGCCUCACCCCUGCCCUGUCUGUCACCGCCGCUUCGACUGCGCCAAGGCCGUGCACGGGCACCAGCGCAGCCACCCGGAACGCGCCUGGCGCGGCAUGGCGCCGCCGGCCGAGCCGCCUGUAGUUGCCGUUACUGCCGACGGGAGGCAGCUGCGCUACGCGUGCGAGCGCUGCAGGGCCCAGUUCGAGACGCGCCAGGCGCUCGGCGGCCACCGCGCCAGCCACAGUGGCAGGCUCGGCUGCUACUGGCUCUCCAGGCAGCACCAGGACGGGCCGGCGCAGCAGGUCGUCAUGCCCUUCGAUCUGAACGAACCGCCACUGGAGCAGCAGCAGGACGAGGAGGAUAAGGACAAGGAGAAGGAGGAGUAG